Molecule: messenger RNA, 1320 nt
Organism: Pipistrellus nathusii (Nathusius's pipistrelle)
Lineage: Eukaryota; Metazoa; Chordata; Mammalia; Chiroptera; Vespertilionidae
Source: the annotation of a GenBank genome assembly
AUGGGGAAGUCCUUCGCCAAUUUCAUGUGCAAGAAGGACUUUCAUCCCGCCUCCAAAUCCAACAUCAAGAAAGUAUGGAUGGCAGAACAAAAAAUAUCAUAUGAUAAGAAGAAACAAGAAGAAUUAAUGCAACAAUAUCUUAAAGAACAAGAAUCAUAUGAUAAUAGAUUGCUUAUGGGAGAUGAACGUGUAAAGAAUGGCCUUAAUUUCAUGUAUGAGGCCCCACCAGGAGCUAAAAAAGAAAAUAAAGAGAAAGAAGAAACAGAAGGAGAGACUGAAUACAAAUUUGAAUGGCAGAAAGGAGCACCACGAGAAAAAUAUGCCAAAGAUGACAUGAACAUCCGAGAUCAGCCCUUUGGUAUUCAGGUUCGAAAUGUGAGGUGCAUUAAAUGUCACAAAUGGGGUCAUGUCAACACAGAUCGAGAAUGUCCUUUGUUUGGUCUUUCUGGAAUCAAUGCAAGUUCAGUUCCCACUGAUGGCUCAGGACCAUCGAUGCACCCCUCGGAGCUAAUAGCGGAGAUGAGAAACAGUGGAUUUGCACUGAAACGAAAUGUACUGGGGAGAAACUUGACCGCAAAUGAUCCAUCACAGGAAUAUGUUGCAAGUGAGGGUGAAGAAGAUCCAGAAGUUGAAUUUUUAAAGUCACUAACAACCAAACAAAAACAGAAACUUCUCAGGAAAUUGGAUCGACUUGAAAAGAAAAAAAAGAAUAAGAAAAAAGAUAGAAAAAAGAAAAAGCUUCAGAAGAGUAGAAAUAAACACAAAAAACAUAAACACAAAUCUUCCUCUUCCUCCUCCUCCUCUUCAUCAUCCUCCUCUUCCUCUUCCUCCUCUUCCUCUUCUUCCUCUUCCUCCUCCACUGAGACUUCAGAAAGUGGUAGUGAGAGUGACAACAAAGAAAAAAAAAUACAAAAGAAGAAAAGAAAGAAAAACAAAUGUUCAAGAAAUAAAAAUGACAUAGGAGAAAAGGACAAGUCUAAGAAGAGAACAUUUUAUAAAGAACUUUCUAGCAAUCAUUGUAAUAAGGAGAAAGCCAAGGAAGAGCCUAGAUUUUUAAAACAAGAGAGUUCUAGGGAAACUAGCAAAUGGAAUCAUUCUAAUUUUGACAGAAAGUCCAGAAGCCAUAACCACAGCCCAGAAAAGAGAGGCUCUGAAAGAAAUGAGAGGAGCAGGAGAAGCCGGAGCAGAGAUGAGAGGAGGAGAAGCCGGAGCAGAGAUGAGAGGAGCAGGAGAAGCCAGAGCAGAGAUGAGAGGAGCAGGAGAAGCCGGAGCAGAAGUCAUAGCAGUGACAAGCAAAGGAAAAUAAGAAAACGGUCUUAG